ACAGGAAGUGUUCGCCCGGUGGGAUCAAAGUACCACACAGCCCAGCUUCCGGUUAACUUCAGCCAAGUGGAGGAAAGAAAUUACUGAACAAAGGUCAAAGGAGACGAUGGGCCUGGAAGUGGUUGACCUCCCUAAAGGUCCUCUAGAUGCCUACAGGAGAAAAGCCUCCUUCGACUGGAAGGAGAUGCUCCGCUUCAUCGAGGGAGAGGAAAUCAUCCAGUUCAAACAACACGUGUUCAGGACUCUGGAAAACGAUCCUCUGUUCGCCCGUCAGCCUGGAGAAGACGUUCCUAUAGAGAAGAAGAGAGAACUCAAUUUUCUCAGGGUGAAGCAGCUGUUUCGCUACAACUUCCUGACUGAGGAGGAAAUGAUGUCGGAUCCAUGGAAGGCGGUGAUACUGGAGGACUGUCUGGGGAUGUACGACUGGGCCAUGGUGGCCAAGUACGGUCUGAACAAAGGGAUGUUUGGAGGAACCAUCUCCAGCUCAGGCUCCCAGAGACACAGCAAAUAUGUUAAAGACACAGCUGACAUGUCGACUUUCGGCUGUUUCGCUCUGACCGAGCUGAGCCACGGCAGCAACACCCGCGCCAUGAGAACCACCGCCGUGUUUGAGGCUGCGUCUCAGGAGUUUAUCAUCAAUUCUCCGGAUUUUGAGGCGGCAAAGUUCUGGGUUGGAAACAUGGGGAAGACGGCCACCCACGCUGUGGUUUACGCUCAGCUCUACACACCUGACCAGGUGUGCCACGGCCUGCACUCUUUCAUCGUCCCGAUACGGGAUCCUAAAUCCCUCCUCGCUCUGCCUGGAGUCCUGGUGGGAGACAUGGGGAAGAAGCUGGGCCAGAACGGACUGGAUAACGGGUUUGCAAUGUUUUCCAACGUGAGAAUCCCAAGAGAAAACCUGCUGAACCGGACCGGAGACGUUACCCCCGACGGCCGCUAUGUGACGCCAUAUAAGGAUCCUAACAAGCGGUUCGGAGCGUCUCUGGGGGCCCUAUCAGGAGGUCGCGUCUACAUAACCAGGAUGGCCCUCACCAACCUGAAGCUUGCCGUUACCGUGGCGAUCCGCUUCUCAGCCACCAGGAAGCAGUUUGGGCCCAAUGAGGCCGUAGAGCUGCCGGUUCUGGAAUACCAGCUACAGCAGUGGCGUCUGAUCCCGUACCUGGCUGCAGCCUACGCCCUCGAACACUUCACCAAAACCAUCUUCAUGAACUUUGUGGAGUUCCAGAUGGGCCAGCUAAUGAGGGACAGCAGCGACAGACAGGCGGAGAUGGGGAGAGAGAUCCACGCCGUGGGAUGUUCCAGCAAACCCCUGGGAUCCUGGACGGCUCAGAGGGGCAUCCAGGAGUGCAGGGAGGCCUGCGGGGGACACGGAUACCUGGCCAUGAACCGGCUGGGAGAUCUGCGCGACGACAACGACCCAAACUGCACCUAUGAAGGAGACAACAACGUGUUGCUGCAACAGACCAGCAACUACCUGCUCAGCCUGUUCAACGCCAAACUGCAGCACGGAGCGCGGAUCCAGUCCCCGUUUCACACUGUGGACUUCCUGGAUGAUCACCUGAAGGUCCUGCAGAGCAGGUUCUCAGCUGAGACCGUGGAGGACUGUCUGAACCCUGAAGUUCCUUUGGCUGCCUAUAGGUGGCUGAUCUGCUUCCUGCUGGAGGAGAGUCAGAGGAGGCUGGAGCAACAGAGAGCUUCAUGCAACGAUGAGUUUGAGGCGCGGAACAACAGCCAGGUUUACUACUGCAGGUCUUUGGCCAUCAGCUACAUCCAGCACUGCUGCCUGCAGAGGUUCUAUGAGCAGACCAGUGACCAGGACACCCCCACUGGUCUCAGACCAGUGCUGAGGAAGCUGUGCGCCCUCUACGGACUGUGGAGCCUCAGCGACCACAUGGCCACCUUGUUCCAGGGAAACUAUCUGACUGGGAGGAAACCUGCAGAGUUGCUUCAGCUCAGCGUCCUCAGACUCUGCUCAGAGCUAAAGGAUGACGCUGUGGCUUUAGUCGACGUUUUGGCGCCAACAGAUUUCAUCCUGAACUCGCCCAUCGCCAACGCCGACGGAGAGCUCUACAAGAACCUGUGGUCGGCGGUGAUGCAGGGCAGCCAGGUGCUGCAGCGCCCCUCCUGGUGGAAAGAGUUCUGCUCCGAUAAGCCGGCGGUCGGAUCGCUGCGCUCCAAACUUUAAAGGAAAACAGCCGACGGAAGAAAACGUUUAUUUUAAUACGUCUGUUUUCAUUUCCUGAUGCUUCUAAUUCCACAGGAUGAUGUUUCUAAACCAUGAAAUCAGGAUUACUGGAUCAAAGUUUUAUAAAACUUCCUGUUUCCAAUCAUCCCUGAUGAAUAAUCUGAUUAUAUUAAUCUCAUCAUUUAUAAAUUAAGCUUUAACUGAACGGCUUUGAUGUCUGUAAAUUUAAAUGUUUAUUAAAGUCUGAACAUCAUGGUGACAUUUUUAGUGUUUAGAAUCGCUGAAAUUUGCAGAUAUUCUAAUGAAAGAAAGAAAAAUCAUUGAACUCUAACGUCGUGUUUCAGUUUAUUAAGGCUCAAAAUAAUAAUAAUAAAUAAU
Molecule: messenger RNA, 2563 nt
Organism: Cyprinodon tularosa
Lineage: Eukaryota; Metazoa; Chordata; Actinopteri; Cyprinodontiformes; Cyprinodontidae
Gene: acox3
Product: acyl-CoA oxidase 3, pristanoyl
Exons: 19
Coding region: 107-2185 (692 amino acids)
Biological process (GO): lipid homeostasis; fatty acid beta-oxidation using acyl-CoA oxidase
Cellular component (GO): peroxisome
Molecular function (GO): FAD binding; fatty acid binding; pristanoyl-CoA oxidase activity
Source: RefSeq, a predicted model, not a curated record